This is a messenger RNA of Ctenopharyngodon idella (grass carp), 810 nucleotides long. Its product is annotated as platelet endothelial aggregation receptor 1-like. NCBI's taxonomy places the organism in Eukaryota, Metazoa, Chordata, Actinopteri, Cypriniformes, Xenocyprididae. Bases 13 to 810 code for a protein of 265 amino acids. The transcript has 5 exons. The record is from RefSeq and is a predicted model, not a curated record.
UCGGGGUGCACCAUGUGUCCUGCUGGGCAGUUUUGCGGUUCGGUGGGCCUGAGUAGACCAUCUGGACCCUGCCGAGAGGGGUUCUACUGCCCUGCCGGAGCGUCGUCAUCCACUGGUUCUGAUUCUGAAGGUGGCCUCUGUCCUCAAGAGCACUUCUGCCCCACUGGCAGUGCCGUGCCUGUUCCCUGCCCUGCGGGCACUUAUACCAACCUGACAGGACAGAUUAAGUGCAGUUCCUGUCACGCUGGAUACUAUUGUCCAGAGAGUACCAGCAAAUACACUCUGUACCCCUGUCCUCCUGGAUUCUACUGCCCUGAUGGAACAAAACAUGCCACCCAGUUCCCCUGCCCACGAGGCUAUUACAACCCUGAGCCGAUGACCCACAGCCUGGACAGCUGCUUGCCCUGUCCUCCAGGCCACUACUGUGAGAAAGAGCACCUGUCCGCUGUGUCAGGGAAAUGUAAAGCUGGAUGGUUCUGUGUAUCUGCUGCCUGGAACGCUCAGCCCUUUGACCUGGACAACUACACUAACGCUAACUGCCUAUGCCCUGCUUCCUCCACCGGGGGCAGAUGCCAGGAGGGGUUUUACUGUCCAUCAGGGACCUCUGAGCCUCUACCUUGCCCUCCAGGAGCUUUCUGCAAUGCAACCGGUCUAGCCCUGCCGAGUGGGCCGUGCUCUCCUGGGUAUUACUGCACGAGAGAAGCCACUUCCUCCAGGCCUAUAGAUGGCAUUACAGGCAACAUCUGCCCUCCAGGGACUUACUGUGGUAAGAAUUGGGUUAUUCAGAUGUUGCUGAUUUAUGUCUCUUAA